AUGUCGAACCUUGCAAGCAACCGGAUGAGCACACCUGAGGCCAGCCAGACGACGCUGCGGCCGCCGUCCUCACGUGCAGUGGGCAGCAACGCCCACCUGCGGGCUUCUGCCGAUGUGGCUGCCCUGACCGGAACCAGCGCAACCAGCCGGAUUCGGCCAUCGUCUGACUUUUAUGGACAGACGCAGCCUAGCCAGAGCCAGUCCGGGGAUUUCGAUCCUCAGGAGAAGCUUGCCCAGGAGUGGAUUGCCGAUAUCGAUCAGUACGAGACCACGCUGGAGGAGAUGGCUGCGGCCACACUCGACCAGGACUUCAAGGACGAGCUGAGCGCCAUCGAACAGUGGUUUCGUGUCCUGAGCGAGGCCGAGCGUACGGCUGCGCUGUAUGCCCUGCUGCAGCAGACGACCCAGGUGCAGAUCCGGUUCUUCAUCCAAGUCUUGCGGCAGAUGGGUAAGAACCACCCGAUGUCUGGGGUUCUCUCGCCGUCCAAUUUUGACAGGGACCCCAUGUCGAACCGGCUAAGUGACGCGAUGAACAGGCUUAGUGUGGACUCGACGAGGAACUCGAUGGCGCGCAACUCAGUCCUCUCGACGAGACGGCAGUCCGGCCUAGACCCUUCGACCAUCAAUGCCAUGUUUCCCGAUGCGGCUGCUGCGAUCGCGACGGAGAAGGCAAAGUUCACGCAGCAGACGGGCAACCCGCCUGUGUCCAACCGGAACAGCACGGUGGAUCCGAGAAACUCGCUCGUGGCGCCGACGAUCACGACGUCCGGCGAGACGGCAGCUGCUAGUGCUGCGGCUGGUGGAGCUGCCAACGGCCAGGUGCCGCCUUCGCCGUGGGGAGCUGCUCCCAGCAUCCCGCCGCCAUCGCCCGGCCAGCCGCCGAUGGGCCAGUUCGUGCAGCCACCGCCGUCGGCCAGCCUGCGGUCCCCUCGGCCUGCGGUGACGUCGGGCGGACAGAUUCAGAGCACGACAAUUUCGGCCGACAAGCAGCCGGACUUGCCGAUGCUGUCGCCGUAUACGGGAGGCGGCAACUGGGCGUCGAUGGUGAACACGCCGAUGGUGGCCAACUUCAACACACCGCAGCAGAGCGGCAACCAGGCCGACAUGGUUGCGAACGCGACGGCCAUGAAGCUUGCAGCGCUGUCUACGGUGAACAACCGGUUUGCACUGGACGACGUGCGCAAAUACCGCCGUGCGCGCUCCAACGACUCGCCCGGGGCGCAGAACCCGCUGUCUCCGGGCGCGCCGAUGCUCAACCUGCCGGGCAACACGCUUGUUAUGGUCAACGAGCACGGCCAGGUUGUGCGCGGCGACAAUCUGAUUGGGCUCCAGGCGCAGUCGCCGCUUGGGUUUGGUGCCCAUCGGUCGCGGCCCAGUUCACCGGGCAUUGCGAUGCAGGGCAGCUUUGGUGGGAUGCCGUUCACGUCGCCACAAAACAAUGGAUUUCUCAGCGCGUACGAUGGAUCGCCGCUCCUGACCGGUGGGAUGGCUCUGGGGCUGUCGCAGUUCGGACUGGGAGGACACCAUGAAGGAUACCUUUCGGACCACUCGGACAUGGUGCGUGGGCGGUCGCCGCGUGGACGGCGUGGAAGCUCGAAGCCACCUGAGGAUCCGACAGACCCGACGCUGCUGCAGGAUAUCCCGAGCUGGCUCCGCAGCCUGCGUCUGCACAAGUACACGGACAACCUUAAGGACAUGAAGUGGACGGACCUGAUCGAGCUGGAUGACGCACAGCUGGAGGAGCGGGGCGUGAACGCGCUCGGGGCGCGGCGAAAGAUGCUCAAGGUGUUUGAGCAGGUGAAAGAGGCGAAAGCGGACGGCAAGAUUUCGUCCGAAGACGCAGCGUUGACGGAGACAGCAGCGACGAUGGACGACAACGACAUGGAGAUGGACGAUUCCACAUACAUGGAAGCAGGAGACUCGACGAUGCAUGACGACGAGGGGGAAGAGGUGGGCGACGACGUGUCGGACGCGGACUCGGACUACCUAGAGCUGCAGGCGGAUAUUGCGCGACUGGACGCGAGCCGACAGGCGUUUCUGUCGGAGCACCUGGGACAUUCGUACCGACCGUCAGACGAGGAGAAGGGCGGCGUCGGGGGCGUCGCGGUGCGACGACGACGAGGACCACGUAAGGCAGCGGAGCCGACGGGGGAGGUCAAGCUGCGGCUACAGCAGGCGCACCAAUUGUUCAUGGACCACCGGUACGAAGAGGCGCUCGAUGCGCUGCACGAGAUCAUCCGGGUGAAUGCGGAGACGCACUCGGCGUGGACGCUGCUGGCAUCGAUCAACGAGGAUUUGGGGCGGCGAGACGAGGCGAUCAUGGCGAUGGUGUUUGCAGCACAUCUGGAGCCGAAGCGGGUGGCGGGAUGGCUGAGCACAGCGGACUACGCGCUGGCAGAGGCGGGCGGCGAGGAAGACGAGGAAGAAGACGAAGAAGAAGAGGAAGGGUUAGGGGAAGAGGACGAUGAGAGGGAAGGUGGGAGAGGAGGAGGGGGGCGAAAGAAGCGGCGGCUGCAGAACCUGCAGAUCGCACGGCUCUGCUACUCAGGGGCGAUCCGGGCAGACAAGGACAACAUUGCAGCGCGACUGGGAAAGGCAAACGUAUGCCUAGAAUUUGGGCAGGCGACAAACGCGGCGACGGAGUACGUGCGGGUGCUAAAGCGACGGCCGUAUGCGCUGCAGGUGAUUCGCAACCUGGCAGAGGCAUCGUACGACUCAGUGCGGGGGGAAGAGACGAUCCGGGCGGCAGUUGCGGCAUACCGACGAGCGAUUGGGAACCUGCAGCGGCGAAGCCGAGCGGCAGCAGCUGCAGCAGCAGCAGCGGAAGCGGAAGAGGGAAGGGCGGAAGGGAGAGUGGGAGGAGGAGGAGGGGGGCAGUACCAGUGGCAGCUGGUAGAGGUGCCAGAGCUGCAAGGUGAAGACGGCGAGGUGUUCUCGUGGAUGGACGUGACGAUCUACGUGGAGCUGUUUGCAGCGAUGGGACGGUACGACGAGGCGAUAACGGCGCUCAAGGGGCUGGCACGCUGGAUGCUGGGCCGGGGAGCAGCGGACGAGGCGGCGUUUUGGGAGCGGCAACAGCAUCAGCAGCAGCUCGAUGACGACUGCGAGUGGGACCGAGAGGACGAGCCACGUCGGGUCAGACUGUCCGGAUUUCAGCGCGGACGGUAUCCGGGGUCGACAUACGGCGAGGGUUUGCCGACGGACCUGCGGACGAAGCUGGCGGUGUAUCGACUCAAGCUGGGACACGAGGAGGAGGCGAUCGAGCACCUGUUGUGGCUGGACCCUCAGGAUGCCGGAACGACGGAGACGAUGCGGGCGACACCACACCUGCUCAAAGACCUGGGCAUGGAGCUACACGCAGCACGACGAUCAGAUCUAGCGCUGCAGUACCUGGACCUGUACCGGAUGCUGAACCGGCCGGCAAUGACGUCGGGGGCGGUGGAGUACAACCAGUACGGGGAUGUGAUAGAGGGCAGUGGUGGGGGGACUGGCGGUGACGACGGAUUUGACGAAGACGCCGAGGCGUUGGUGGUGCAGGGCAAAUGCAACCUAGAGCUGCACGACCAGGCAGCAGCCGAGGAGUGUUUCCUGGCGGCGAUCGAGGCGGACGUGGAGAAUGUGGAUGCACGGUUUGAGCUGGCCAAGAUGUACGAGAAGGUGCACGAGAAGGAACAGGCGUUUAUUUUGGUGAACGAGGCGUUGUCGUUAGAAGCCCAGAGAGGAGGUCCAGAGAAGAGUGGCAGCAACAUCAACAUCAACGGCAACGGCAACACGAACGUGCAGGCCAGCGCCCAUCUGCACACCAACACGAGCAAGCCGGGCGGACGGCCACGUGGCCAUGCGGCGAGCCUGGAGACGGCCGCCUAUCGGGUCUUUCUGGAUGGUGAUGGCAAAGUGGUGCGACGACGACGAAAGUACCGACGAGGCGAUGGAAACAAACGGCGACGGCGCGGCGGCGAUGGCGACGGCGACGACGCGGCUGGUGGCAGCGGUGGUGGCGGCGUUGACGCGGACGGCAACCCGAUAGCGCAUCGCCGUGUGGUCCGAGGUCAUGCUCGACGCUUCUUUGCCAGUCCGGCAGCUCAGGCCGAGUUUGAGGCCGAGACGACGGCACGGCUGCGGGCACGCUACCAGCUCUGCCGCGAGGUCAAGGCGCGGGCGGACGGCGGCGACGCGGCUGCGACAGCACGUUGGAUGGAGGCAGCACAGGAGCUCAUCGACGACUUCCGGUCGUUUCGCGAGUUUUACACGUGGGACAAGUACGUGCAGUUUCUGGGGUACAACAACUUUCUGCAGGACCGAGAAGGGGAAGGGGGAGGAGGGGGGGGAGGAAUUAUGCCAGCAGGGACAGACACAGGCAGUGAUCUGACAGCCUUGGCCGAGAGGCUGAAACAGAAUCUCACCCCAACCGACGCCAUUGACAAGACGCCAGCAGCACGACGCGACUUCCGUGGCAUUCCGUUUGACGACUGGCUGGCGCUCUUCCUCGAGUAUGCCCUGGGCCUGGCACACAAUGGACGGGCGGCUGAGGCGUACGCGGUCUGCCAGGCAGCCCACGACUCGACGGUGUAUCGACAGCACGACAGCGCCUUUCUGAUCCACCUGACCUGGGCCUCGUGCGCCGUACGGGCUGGUGACGAGCAGACGUGCGUGGCUGUGGCCCGUUACUUUAUGCGCGACCGGCCGUUUACGACCGACUGCUACCGUCUGUUUGCCGCCAUGUGUCGGCUGUGUCGAUCGUCUACGCCGUCGGCCUCAUCGGCCUCGUCUUCCACCUCGUCAUCGGCCUCGUCUCUGGCCUGGUUCAGCGCCAGUCCGGCACAAAAGUACAUUUUGCGACAGAUCCGGCAGCGUGACGAGACGCUGGCACGCCAGGCCCGCGAGGCCGGACUGGACCCGACCGGCGCAGACGCGGCUGCUGGCCUAGACGUCUGUCUUCUCGUCACCUACGGCCACAUCCUGUUCGCGUCGGCCAGCUACCACUUUGCGCUCAACUACUACCAGCGUGCCCUGGCUGUCGACCCGGGCAGUCCGGCCAUCAGCCUCUGCAUCGGGCUCUCGUACGUGCACUGGGCGCUCAAGCGACAGGCCGAGAACCGCCAGUACCUGUUGAUGCAGGGGCUCGGCUUCAUCUUCCGCUAUGUCGGACGGCGGACGUGCAGCGAGGCUGGGUCCAACCCCCGAUCGGCCAUCCACGCCCGCCGCGAGGCCUGCUACAAUGUCGCCCGCACAUACCACCUGCUGGGGCUGCACGCCCUGGCGGCCGAGUACUACGGCAAGGUGCUGGCAGAAACGGGCGACGAUGAGGCUGUGACGGGGAAAGACGGCGAGCUGGAGCUGAGACCAGACCUCCGGACGGAAGCGGCCUACAACCUGCGGACGUACUACCUGCUGGCAGGCAACCAGAAGGCAGCCAUGGCGAUUGCACGGACAUAUCUGGUGAUGUAG
This is a messenger RNA of Grosmannia clavigera kw1407, 5448 nucleotides long. RefSeq names its product sam domain containing protein. Gene Ontology annotation, molecular function: mRNA binding; protein binding. Gene Ontology annotation, biological process: regulation of mRNA stability; transcription by RNA polymerase III. NCBI's taxonomy places the organism in Eukaryota, Fungi, Ascomycota, Sordariomycetes, Ophiostomatales, Ophiostomataceae. Gene Ontology annotation, cellular component: transcription factor TFIIIC complex. The record is from RefSeq and is a predicted model, not a curated record. The transcript has 5 exons. Bases 1 to 5448 code for a protein of 1815 amino acids.